This is a messenger RNA of Lodderomyces theae, 906 nucleotides long. RefSeq lists its product as uncharacterized. Gene Ontology annotation, molecular function: nucleic acid binding. Gene Ontology annotation, cellular component: nucleus. The transcript has a single exon. The record is from RefSeq and is a predicted model, not a curated record. NCBI's taxonomy places the organism in Eukaryota, Fungi, Ascomycota, Pichiomycetes, Serinales, Debaryomycetaceae. The coding region runs from base 1 to 906 and encodes 301 amino acids.
AUGAUGGUGUCUGCUCAGCGAUUCAAAGUAACAAAGCAAAAAAGAACAAGCUCUUUCAAGAACGCAGUGGCUUUAUCCCUUUAUGAUAAGGCUCGAGUGUUUCCAAAACUUAAACAACUGUGGCCAGCCCCUUCAACCGAUAUUAAGAGCGUGUUUGAAAAAGGGGCAAAUCUAUCUCUUGAAGAUUAUUUUGCUAGCUCUCAUUUCAAGUUUAGAGAGGGCCUGGAAAAGCUGUCAAUGAGUACGUUGAAAAAUGCAAUUUCCCUAAUACACCCCAGAAAUAGACCAGUUGUUGCCGUUGAUUGCGAAGCUUAUGAACAUGGCCAUCAUAAUAUAACUGAGAUUGGAAUCGCAGUCCUCAAGCCUUCCCCAGCCCUACUACCACAGAUUGAAGCAACGCACAUAAUUAUCGAUGAACAUCUCCAUAAACGGAAUUCGAAAUAUGUACCUGAUAACAAAGAUAAGUUUUUACACGGAAAGUCCUAUAUAAUGAAAGAAAAGGAUGCCAUAGCGGUGUUGAAAAAAGUGCUUAUGAAGUAUCUCGCCCCGGAUGGGAUUUUGGUUGGCCAUUCAAUAAGCUCUGAAAUUAAAUACUUCAAGAGCUUGGGAAUCGAGUUGCCGAGCGUAGUGAAAAAAUUGGACACGUUGAAGCUACACCAAGUUGGUAGAAGUAACGGUGGUUCAUUAGGUGGAUGUCUCAAACUUUUGGGAUUACCUUGCAGAUACUUACACAACGCUGGGAACGACGCAUACUAUACGCUAUUGGUCGCUUUGUCUUAUUGUGAUCCAAUCGUCCGAAUUGAGAAAAACUUGGAUGUUUACCAGUCUAGUGAGUUUACUGGGAAGUAUCCGAACGAGGGUCCUGACGUUGUCGAAGUUGAUGAUAUAUCGUUGUUAGAUUUGUAA